Messenger RNA from Lampris incognitus (smalleye Pacific opah), 960 nucleotides. RefSeq names its product sepiapterin reductase b (gene sprb). Gene Ontology annotation, biological process: tetrahydrobiopterin biosynthetic process. The record is from RefSeq and is a predicted model, not a curated record. Gene Ontology annotation, molecular function: sepiapterin reductase (NADP+) activity. Lineage: Eukaryota; Metazoa; Chordata; Actinopteri; Lampriformes; Lampridae.
AUGGAGCCUGGUGCUGGUCCUUGCACUGAAGUCACGGCCCCGAAGGCUCGCCAUGAUGAACUCACACAGAAGUACAGCCAACUUUCUACCGAAUGUGACCACCUGCGUGUGGACAUCAACAAACUCAAAGUCGAGAAUGAACAACUAAAAGCAACACUCAGGAACACAGCGUUUUCCUUUAGCUCUAUCAUCAAAUGCAAAGCAGCACAGGUUCUGUUUUUCACAGCAAUGGCAGAUCAGUGCUGCCAAGAUGGCGGAGAAGGGCCAGAUCACGGCUUUAAUACUGGGACCACUUUUCUGAGCAUUUUGCCCUGGAUCCAGCAGUCAGCCCCAAGGGGAUCUUCCUCCACAUCUGCUAUAGCAGUGCUUUUCAAUCUAUGGGUUGAGACCCACAAGUGGGUCACACCAGGGGGACAGAUGAGCUGCUUUCUUCAGCCAGGCUCCACCUUGCUGUUGGGGGCUUUUUCGGGGAUCCUGCUCCAGGAUCUGAAGGGAGAACUGGAGGACUCCACGGAGGCCCAGGGGGUGGCGGCCCGCCGCGUGACUGCUGAUUUGAGCACAAAAGAGGGGGUAAAUGAAGCAGUCGUAGUGGCAGAAGAGCAGAGAGCACAUAACAUAGAUCACGUGCUUAUCAUCAACAAUGCUGCUUCAUUGGGUGGUGAUGUUUCCCGCAAUGCCCAAACCUUCACGGAUAUAGAUGAGGUGAAUUCCUACCUUUCUUUAAGCUCUGUUAUGGGGCUGACAGCAGGUAUCCUGCAGGCAUUUUCAACUAGAUCUGGUCUGCGAUGGAGUGUAGUCAACAUCUCCUCACUGAGUGCCCUGCAGGCCCAGCUAUCUUUGGUUCUGUACGGCAUCAGGUAAGCAGCCAGAGAAAUUAUGUUCAGGUGUCCGGCUGAGGAGAUACCAGAUCUCAGGGUCUUCAACUUCUCUCCAGCUAAAAACAUGAUUCAGAUGAAUUAA